Messenger RNA from Exaiptasia diaphana, 2036 nucleotides. Its product is annotated as calnexin. Gene Ontology annotation, molecular function: calcium ion binding. Gene Ontology annotation, biological process: protein folding. The record is from RefSeq and is a predicted model, not a curated record. Lineage: Eukaryota; Metazoa; Cnidaria; Anthozoa; Actiniaria; Aiptasiidae. Gene Ontology annotation, cellular component: endoplasmic reticulum membrane; endoplasmic reticulum.
UGGACCAUUCAAUUGCUUCCACGCGUUAAUUUGAAUUUCUAGUAACAUUCUAAUUUCCCUCCCAAAUUUGCUGUAAACUGCCCCUCUUUCCCUCUAGUUUCCUCUAAUCUGUGCUUCAACUGGCCUAGUAGCUUGUGAGAAAGUUAGUUUGUAAAAUAUGCAAGUCCAUCGGUUCAUAUUGUUGGUGUCAUUUCUGGUGUAUUUGAGUUGGUUUGGCAUGGCCGACAAAGAGGACGUUCCUUCCAGUUCUGAAGACGCUGUGCCAGAAUCUGAUGAGCCAGAAGUUGAAGUGGAAUCAGAAACAGACACUCCAGAAGAAAAGGAGAAACCGGUCAAGAAACCAGCUGAAAUUGAAGAAUACAAACCUCCUGUGAUAUCUGUGGAACACGAGAAAGCCGUAUUUUUUGCUGAAUCAUUUUCAGAUCCAGAUGUUUAUAAUGCCAGAUGGGUGAACUCUAAAGCCAAGAAAGAUGGUGUGGAUGAAGUUAUUGCAAAAUAUGAUGGGGUUUUUGGUUUUGAAGAGCCUUCUACCAAACUUUUCAAAGGUGACUUAGGUCUUGUUCUUAAGUCUAGRGCAAGACACCACGCCAUAUCUACUAAACUUGAUAGGCCUUUUAAGUUUGAAAACAAACCUUUGAUUGUACAAUAUGAAGUCAAGUUUCAGCAGGCUAUGGAGUGUGGAGGUGCAUAUCUCAAGCUUAUUGCCGAUGGUGAAGGGUUUUCUCCAGAAACUUUUACAGACAAGAGCCGCUACACUAUUAUGUUUGGACCUGACAAGUGUGGAGAGGAUCGCAAGCUUCAUUUUAUUUUCCAACACAAAAAUCCUAUAAAUGGAACAUUUGAAGAAAAACAUGCCAAGAAACCCACAGGUAACUUUCAAGGAGUGUUCGACGGCAAGAAGACACAUCUAUUCACACUUGUUGUCAAGCCAGAUAACACAUUUGAAGUGCUUGUUGACCAAGAGAGUGUGAGCAAAGGAAGCCUACUGGAAGACAUGACUCCACCUGUGAACCCACCAAAAGAGAUCGAAGAUCCUGAUGACAAAAAACCUGAGGAUUGGGAUGARAGGGAAAAGAUACCUGAUCCUGAUGCUGAGAAACCUGAUGAUUGGGAUGAAGAUGCUCCUCAAAAGAUCCCUGAUGCUAAUGCUAAGAAACCUGAAGGAUGGCUUGAUGAUGAACCAGAAUACAUCGCUGAUCCUAAUGGAGUCAAACCUGAUGAUUGGGAUAAUGAAGAAGACGGUGAAUGGGAAGCCCCACAAAUUGCUAACCCAAAAUGUGAAAAAGUUGGAUGUGGAGAGUGGAAGCCUCCAAUGGUUGACAAUCCAAACUUCAAAGGGAAAUGGUCUGCACCUUUGAUUAGUAACCCUGACUAUAAGGGUAUUUGGAAACCAAGGAUGAUCCCCAACCCCAAUUUCUUUGAAGAUUUAGAACCUUUUAAGAUGACUUCAAUUGUUGGUCUUGGAUUUGAGCUGUGGUCAAUGACACCAGAUAUUUUCUUUGACAAUUUAAUUAUUACUGAUGAUAAAAGUGUUGCUGAUAAAUGGGCUAAAGAGAGCUGGGUUAAAAAGAAUGUCAAGGAAACUUAUGGUAGUGGAGAAGAGGGUGGUGUUCUUAGUGGUUUACUGGAAGCAACAAAUGAACGGCCAUGGCUCUGGGUCCUGUUUGUUAUUGUUAUUAUCCUUCCWUUUGUCCUUAUUGCCGCUUGCUGCUUUCCUGGAGGAAAGAGUGAUGCAUCAAAAAAGAAAACUGAUGAACCAACUGAGGACACACAGGAGGAAGAUGCAAAGAAAGAAGAAGAAUCUGAGGACAAGGCUGAAGAACCGGAAGCAGAAAAUGAGGAAGAGGAAAAUGAAGAGCCAGAGGAAAAGAUUUUAAUUUAGGUGUUUUGUACUUAAUAGUGCACUUUAUUUUGUAUUUUACAACUUGCAUUUUGCAUAUUUUAUGGGAUAGAUAGUGAUUCCUGGCAAUUUUGUAUGACCUUUUUGUGAUAUUUAUUGGAAAAGGAAAAAUAUAUAAAUGUUUUCAAUAACUUUA